UUGUUGAUAUACAUGAACAAUUUCAAGAUAUAACUGUUAAUUCUCAAGCAGGAUAUUAUUAUAUCAAAGUGAAUAAUGAAAAGACCUGGGUACCACUUUUACCUGGCUAUACAAUUUAUACUGCUUUUGGAAACAAUAUUUUCAAAUUUUUCAUUGAAUAUUUCAAUCAGCAACUAUUAUUUUCUUGGGUUGAUUUUGAAACAGACGAAAAUAAUCUUACUAUCCCUAUAGCAUCAGAUUCUUAA
This is a messenger RNA of Funneliformis mosseae, 245 nucleotides long. NCBI's taxonomy places the organism in Eukaryota, Fungi, Glomeromycota, Glomeromycetes, Glomerales, Glomeraceae. The record is from the annotation of a GenBank genome assembly.